Rosa rugosa (rugosa rose) is the source of this 951-nucleotide messenger RNA. RefSeq lists its product as uncharacterized. Bases 1 to 951 code for a protein of 316 amino acids. Gene Ontology annotation, molecular function: nucleic acid binding; RNA-DNA hybrid ribonuclease activity. Lineage: Eukaryota; Viridiplantae; Streptophyta; Magnoliopsida; Rosales; Rosaceae. The record is from RefSeq and is a predicted model, not a curated record. The transcript has 4 exons.
AUGGAGGAUAGGCUAGUGUGGUUGGAUUCUUCUGAUGGGAACUUAUCUUUAUCUAUAGCCUAUGAGUUGAAGAGGAGUAAACAAGCAAUUGUUCCUUGGGAUAGAUGGGUUUGGCGUCAGUGUUUUCGCCCUCGCAACUCUGUUACGUUAUGGAAGUUUCUUCAUGUCACUACUCUUUUCUUGGAUAUAUCCGCUUUCUUCUCUUACCCAUUACAGCAUGGUUUUGGUACUCAAUUGCAAUUGCUUUGGUGGGGGAUGAUGGGAGCUGGCUUCUACUCUCUUUGGAAUGCUAGAAAUUCUAUUCGUUUUGAUGAGCGUCGCUUAACGGUUGAUUAUUUGAUUCACUCUAUCAAGCUGCAACUUCGAGAGGUUGACUCUUGGGGUUUUGGAAUUAUGCGUAACUCAGUAGAUGAGCUUUGUAUUUUUAGUGCUCUUGGAAUCAGUGGUAGAGCCUCAAGAACACAUCAAAUUCAUGAAGUAAAUUGGCUUGCUCCUUCUGCUUUUCAAUUAAAGGUUUAUACUGAUGGUGCUGCUCGUGGGACGCCAAGGCUUGCAGGCUAUGGAGGUAUUUUUCGUGAUCACUUGGGCAAUUUUAUGGGUUGUUUUGCUGGUUCCAUGGGUAUUGCUAUUGCUCUAGAAGCAGAGCUUCAAGCCAUUAUUCAUGCAGUUACAAUAGCAUCAGGAAAAGGAUGGAAUUCUCUCUGGAUUGAGUGUGAUUCCGCGAUGGUUAGAGAACUGAUAAAAGUAGGGAACCUCUUGCAGGGAGCAUCAGGCUUGGGAAAGACAAUGGCAUCAGAGGAACAAAGCGUAGAGAGAAUUACCUUAGACAGUUCCAAGAGUUUGAUAGUGAAAAAAUUUGCCAAGUGUUUAAGUGAAAAUGAAUUGCAGGGAGAAUUGUGUUGUAUUAUUGAUAAUAGGAGCCCUUUAUAUAGGGACUUACAGAGUACAUGA